CUACUAACUGAGGGCAUAAGCCCAAAUUUCACCUCCAUAAAAAAUUAUCUGGUUCAAUAUAUGUAACAUAGAAUGGUUGGGUUGUGGAACAAAUGCAAGUAUGCAUUAAUCACCCCAAGUCUAGGAUAAUUUGCUGGUAAGGCCAAGUUGAAAUUCUCAAAAUUUUCAAAUAAUAGAUCUUUCAAUUAUAUCGACAUAAAUCACGUCUAGGAUCAUUUCGGCCCGAGGGCUUCCUGCUCUCCCAUGAGAGUUUCCUCCGCAGCCUAAUGGGAGCCGCUGUUAGGCUCUCCCAAAUGCUGUUUUCCGUCUUCUUCCUGCUGCCUCACCUCCCCUCCCCUGUAAAUUCUAGCCUCCAACUUUCCUUCUACUUUCCGAUAGAUUCUGUUUAAAGUUUUCCAUUUCACAGUAAAACCCAAAAACAUUUCCUGCAUCUUUUCUUCCCCAAUCGUCAGCCCAAAACUAUCAAACCAAUUUUCCAGCUCUAGAUCUUAUUUCAUGGCGAUGCCAAGCUAUUCCUCUGAAUUUAACAUCUCAAAACACCAAUUUAUGGAUAUCAGAUCUAUCUUUUCUCUGCAAUUGGUUCAAGAGUACUCAGAAAAGAGGAUCAUAUUUCACUAAAGCUUGUUACACUUUGGAAAGGGCUUUUGAAAUUCAUUACGGCUUGGGUGGAUAGCAGUGUUUUUCAGGUGAAAUCUCCUCUUGAAACCCUCCUCUGAUUGUUUGGCUGUUGGGUAUUAGGGUUUAGAAUUAAUUUCCAGUCUUGAGGAUAUGUUUGUCUUGGAUAUAUUGUUAAUUAUCUCAAUCACUUGGACCCAUUUGAUAGUUUUUGGGCAUUUUUAUUGGAUUAUAUUAGUCCUCAGUCUGGUGCAAAUUUAGCUUCUUAUGUGAGUUUCACUUAGUUAAAAGGGAACUUAAUGAGUCUUGGGUUUGAUCAUGAAGCUAGCUGCUAUAUUGAAGAGAUUGGCUCUUUGGUGCUGGUUGUGAUUGGGUUUUAUUUCACAUUGAGCUUUCUAUCAAUAAAUAUGCAAAAGAUGUUAGACAUGAUGGGUCUAGGCGUUGUUGAUGGUCCUCGAUGUUUGGGUGUGGAAGCUGAUUAUGGUCUUGAAUGUUGGUAUUCCACUAGUAUGUGGACUGGUAAAGGAAUACAAAGCAAUCAGAAUAAGUAUCAAUUAAACUUCCUAUACUUGUGGGAUGAAUAUUUCUGUUUUGUUCUUUCUGCAGCACAUCUAGGCUCCAAUGGUUGGUAGUGUUUUGAUGUGGGAGAUCUCCAUGGUGUCAAGGUUUGGAAACACACUAGUUCUAGCUGCUGGACUGGAUGGCAGUGCUUAAAGGAUUUGCAGUUAAUGCAGGUGUUAGGGUCUAGAAGCUGGUUUGGUGGUAGUUUUCAUAUUCUAAGGUGGAACUUAUAAAUAGAUUUUCAUCUCCUACUUACAUAUUCCCUGAUACAACCUACAUUUUAAGGAGUAGGUUUGGUGUUAUUGAUGACAAUGAGGAUUCAAGGAUUG
Messenger RNA from Rubroshorea leprosula, 1505 nucleotides. Lineage: Eukaryota; Viridiplantae; Streptophyta; Magnoliopsida; Malvales; Dipterocarpaceae. The record is from the annotation of a GenBank genome assembly.